This is a messenger RNA of Trichechus manatus latirostris (Florida manatee), 1447 nucleotides long. It is a transcript of the gene MMACHC, whose product is annotated as metabolism of cobalamin associated C. Gene Ontology annotation, molecular function: demethylase activity; cyanocobalamin reductase (cyanide-eliminating) (NADP+) activity; FAD binding. Gene Ontology annotation, cellular component: cytoplasm. The transcript is spliced from 3 exons. The coding region runs from base 92 to 769 and encodes 225 amino acids. The record is from RefSeq and is a predicted model, not a curated record. NCBI's taxonomy places the organism in Eukaryota, Metazoa, Chordata, Mammalia, Sirenia, Trichechidae. Gene Ontology annotation, biological process: cobalamin metabolic process.
GGUGGCAUGGUACAAUGCACUCCUGCCUCCAGCUUUCCAUCUGCCCCUGCCCGGACCUACUCUGGCUUUCCUGGUACUCAGCACACCUGCCAUGUUUGACCGGGCCCUCAAACCCUUCCUGCAAAGCUGCCAUCUGCGAACACUGAUGGACCCUGUGGACCAGUGUGUGGCCUACCACCUGGGCCGCAUUAGACAGAGCCUCCCAGAGCUGCAGAUCGAAGUCAUUGCUGAUUAUGAGGUACAUCCCAACCGACGCCCCAAGAUUCUGGCUCAGACGGCAGCCCAUGUGGCAGGGGCUGCUUAUUACUACCAACGAAAGGACGUGGAGGCUGACCCCUGGGGGACCCAGCACAUAUCAGGUGUGUGUAUACACCCCCAAUAUGGGGGCUGGUUUGCCAUCCGAGGGGUGGUACUGCUGCCAGGAAUAGAGGUGCCAGACCUGCUACCCACGAAGCCCACUGACUGUGUUCCUACAAGAGCUGACCGCAUCACUCUGCUUGAAGCCUUUAACUUCCAUUGGCGUGACUGGAGUUACAGGGAUGUUGUGACACCCCAGGAGCGCUACUCAGAAGAGCAGAAGGCCUACUUUUCUACUCCGCCAGCCCAGCGCUGGGCCCUGUUGGGCUUCACUCUGCCUGCAGAGGAGCAUAGCCCAGUAUCCCCUGAGCUUCAUCCCCUUACCACACUCAUCCCUAAGCCCCAGACUUCCAGCAGAGUACGGGGCUGGCUCAGUCCCAGAGUGUCACCAGCUGCAUCCCCUGGCCCUUGAUACCAUUCCUCCUCUGUGGGACCCCUAUUUAUGACAAUGGUACUUGCUAAAACUUUCUUGGCUUUGACGAGAGGUUUUAUUUAGGGUACAAGAUGACUAUUUUUGAUAAUAUAGGUAAAGUUCAGGGAAGUUAAGGUUUGGUUAAGACAGUAAGUCAAAGAUCAAGACAAAUCCAGCAUUCCCACCUAUCUUGGAAUAUGGGAGUAUUAAUUGCCUGUUACCAUUUCUUCACAGUGUACCAAGAUACUAGUUACAGAGUCUGAGCAGCAAGCAUCCCCUAAAUAAAGAGUACCCAGAUCAUGGGAUUGUUGUGUGAAGAAUGAAUAAAUUCACGUAAAGCACUAUUGAACAGUGCCUGGCAUAUAGAAAAGUGGUGAGUUGGCCAUUAUUAAAGGCUUCAGGAAUCCUGCACUGCUGCUCUUAGCUCUAGUCUGGGUUCUGGAGGACUGGGCAGGUUAGCGUAGCUGAAGGAAAUAAGUGUAUGGAAGAACACCCCAUGACACACUGAAGGAUCCUCAGUUCUGAAUCUGUCCUACAGUCUCAAGGACCCAUGAGGAACCCAACUUUUCCCCACCAGCAACCCUCUCAGGAUAAUGAUAUGGAUGAGGGUCAAAAAAAAAGGACCAACUAUCCUCUAAUUAUAAAGGCCUGGCUUCUACUGCUUAAAACAAGCCGAUG